AUGGUCGUCGGGCAGGACUACAACCAUCAAAGCAAUCGGUUCUUGUCUGAAUCUGAUGAGAACUCCAAUGAGCGAGUUGAUCAAUACCUGGCCUUUAUCGGUAAAUCAGAUAAACGUAAGGACUACUUGGAUAAAGCACAUGGGAAGAAAAUUUCAGUCUACAAGUUUGCCAAUAAAUAUCAAUUGGAUGAUCCUUCAGAAAUGUGUGAACUCAUGAACCAACCAAGAAUAAAAGAUGAUCUUACUGAAUAUGUAUCUGAUUGCUCCGGCAUGCUCAAUAAAGUGGCACCUCUUUGUAAAUUGCCCAAGAAGAAUUAUGUUACAGAGUGUCAGCGUGAUAUGUACAAGUGCGGACCCAAAGGCAACUCAAGGUGCAGCUGUCAGACUUUGUCAGAAUACGCCCGGCAAUGUUCCAGGCUGCUAGAGCCAGUGUGCAACUGGAGAAAUAUCUCAUUCUGCCCUCCCAUACUUUGUCCAGGAAAUCAAGUCUACCAGGAAUGCGGAUCUCCCUGCUUGUCGACUUGCUCCAAUCCACAGACCACGUGCGACAGUUAUGGCACAUACGGCUGCUUCUGCCCCGCAGGGACUGUUCUUGAUGAUAUUACUGCCAAAAACAGAUGUGUUCGGCUGAGUCACUGUCCCUGCACUCUAAAUGGACAAGUCUUCGCUCCCGGAGGUUCUGUUAAUUCACCGUGCAAAACCUGCAAAUGCAACAUGGGGAAAUGGAACUGCAUCAAUCUACCUUGUCCAGGCCGAUGUUCUAUUGAAGGGGGCUCAUUUGUGACCACAUUUGAUUUCAGACAAUACAGAUUCCAUGGAGUCUGCACUUACCUCCUUGUCAAAAGUCGUAAAAUGCCCGGUGGUGGCACAAUCGAAGCAGUUUUUGAGAAAUUGGGUGUUAGAUAUUCAGAAACCCAGCUGACAAAGAUAAUCUACGCCACAAACCAGAAAAAGAUCGUAAUUUGCCAGAAAGGCAUAGUGGAAGUUGACAACGAAGUCAAGCAGCUACCGUAUCGAGAUGGACUAUGCGGCAAUUUUGACAGACUUUCUCUGAAUGACUUCAACAGUAGUAUGGGAAUCGAGGAGGGGACUGCUGGCAGUUUUGUAGACUCCUGGAGAGUUAUCGAACAUUGCAAGUGUGCUCAUGAUAAAGACUGCGACCCCUGCUCACUCAGCCAGUCGAACGGAGUCACUUGCCACAGUGAUCAUGUUUUUGAUUAUGAUUGCAAGGCGUGUAACCGCACCUGCUUCUCACUGUCUAAUCCAAGCCUUGAAUGCACUAAGAUUGGAGUUCCAGUGGAUGGAUGCAUUUGCCCACCAGGCACCUUCCUCGAUGAUAACAACAUGUGUGUCACUGAAUCAAGCUGCCCAUGCUUUCUGCCUGAUGGAGCUGUGAUACCCCCUGGCAAGAGUACUGACAUUUUGGAUCACAUUUGCUUUUGUAAGAAUGGGAAACUUGAUUGUUCUAUUCGUUCACUUGUUCCUGAAGUCAUGUGUGACCCUCCUAAAAUGUACUUUGAUUGUGCACAUGCGAAGAAGUUUGAAUAUCGAGCAGCUUUUGCACCGACCUGUCAGAUGCAUGCUACAGAUACACCUUUUCUAGAAGCCAAGUGUGUUUCUGGCUGUAUGUGCCCACCAGGAAUGUUGUUGAAUGAGAAAGAUCAAUGUGUCUUUCUUGAGGACUGUCCGUGUGAAUUCUGUGGCGUGUUUUAUCGUCCCGAAGCGACUAUAGUAAAAGAAUGCCAGAAAUGUAUUUGCUUUAGAGGUAAAUGGGAAUGCACUGGAGAUGCAAAGUGUCCUUCAACCUGUGUGAUUCAUGGAGAAGGGCAUGUGACUACCUUCGAUGGAAAACAAUAUGUAUUUGAUGGCAGUUGUGAAUAUACUCUUGUUCAGGAUGCUUGUUCUGCUAAUUAUAGACUGCCUUCAUUCAAGAUAGUGACAGAAAAUAUUAUUUGUGGUACAAAGGGUGUGGUCUGCACUAAGUCCAUCAAGAUCUACCUUGAGGAGGUCCUAAUUAAACUGGCAGAUGGACACUAUACAUUAAUACCUCCAAAUGCUGCCAAACAUUUUAAAGUGGUCAGCAAUCCACUGUAUCUAAAAUUUGAUUUUGUGAUCAAGGCAAAGCUUGAACUAACAGUCAUCUGGAAUAAGAACAUGAACGCACACAUUUCCAUUACCAGACUCUCUAAGUUUCCAGUGUGCGGACUGUGUGGUAAUUACAAUGGUAAUGUGGAUGAUGAAUACAUAACCCAGAACAAAUAUUUAGUGUCCAAUUUACUGGUCUUCGCAAACUCUUGGAAGGAAGAUCCCAUGUGUAGAGAUGUAACUGAAGUUGCAACUCCAUGUCACAAAAAUCCGUAUCGUUUUGCCCGGGCUGAAAAGAUGUGUGCUAUAAUUAACAGUAAAGUGUUUGAAUCAUGUCACAAAUUGGUUUACCGAAUGCCGUAUUACGAUAAUUGCGUUCGAGAUGCUUGUGGUUGCGAGCUGGUUGGGGACUGCGAGUGUCUCUGUGAUGCUGUUGCUGUCUACGCUAAAACUUGCAUUGAUGCUGGUGUCUGCAUCGACUGGAGAACUCCGGACUUCUGCCCGGUGUACUGUGAUUACUACAACACCCGGAAGCUGCACUCCACCUUGAGAGAAAUUGCUCAGUUUGGCUCAACUAGGUGGCACUACCAACCAUGCCUGUGCCCCGCCAACAUUCACAUCUUCGGGAAGUUCAACAUGGAGGGUUGCUAUGUUUGUGCUAAAGAUGAAUACUUUAAUGAAGACUUAAAACGUUGUGUAUCAUGUGGUGAACGUCCUACGUAUUUCCCACCAGAUCAGGUUGUUGUCUGGUGCGAUGACUGCUCACCAGUGGACAUCACACCAGGACCGUGGGACCCCAUGACUAUUACAAACCAGAAUAUGGCCCACACCAUCCUCCCAGUGAAGUGGGACCCCAUGACUAUUACAAACCAGCGGGACCCCAUGACUAUUACAAACCAGUGGGACCCCAUGACUAUUACAAACCAGCUCGUUCAUGUUGUUGCGGCGUUGGCUGAGCAGGAACUGGGGGCUGAAGUCAGUCCCCACUGUGCCAGGACUGGGUCAGUGAGAGCUCCUGUUGUCUGGUGCGAUGACUGCUCACCAGUGGACAUCACACCAGGGCCGUGGGACCCCAUGACUAUUACAAACCAGAAUAUGGCCCGCACCAUCCUCCCAGUGAAGCGGGACCCCAUGACUAUUACAAACCAGAAUAUGGGCCACACCAUCCUCCCAGUGAAGUGGGACCCCAUGACUCUUACAAACCAGAGGCUGAACCCUUUAUCUCUGACACUGGCUGUGGAGUUGGUGAAGAUCUGCUUGUCCUGUGAAUCCAUCUUCUUCUCGGGAGCUCCCUCAGCAUGGAAGCGGGACCCCAUGACUAUUACAAACCAGAAUAUGGGCCACACCAUCCUCCCAGUGAAGUGGGACCCCAUGACUAUUACAAACCAGCGGGACCCCAUGACUAUUACAAACCAGAAUAUGGGCCACACCAUCCUCCCAGUGAAGCAGGACCCCAUGACUAUUACAAACCAGGUGAGCUGA
This is a messenger RNA of Amblyraja radiata (thorny skate), 3567 nucleotides long. RefSeq names its product mucin-6-like. NCBI's taxonomy places the organism in Eukaryota, Metazoa, Chordata, Chondrichthyes, Rajiformes, Rajidae. Bases 1 to 3567 code for a protein of 1188 amino acids. The record is from RefSeq and is a predicted model, not a curated record. Gene Ontology annotation, molecular function: protein binding. Gene Ontology annotation, cellular component: extracellular matrix. The transcript has 43 exons.